AGAAGCGUGAACUUAUCCAUUAAAACCAUUAUAAAACUGGUGGGCCAAAACUCAAAAUAAUUAUAGACUUUGAUUCCUUCAGAGCAGUUGAAUUUCAAUUCAUUUCAAUCACGAAGAAGAAGAAGAAGAAGAAGAAGAUCUGAAACUUGAAAUUGUCGAUUCAUUUUCAAUGGCGUCAAGGAGAGGCUUAGGAUUCGGAUUUGGUUUUCACUCCAAACCUAACUACAUCUAUCCGGCGUCGGACACAGUUCGCCGUCCUGAAUCUUCUGCCGAUAACCUCUUCGAAUUCGACGAGUCGGAUAUCUGGACCUCCGGUCCAACUCCGCCGUCGGAAUCGAGGAAGAUCUUUCCGAUCUCGAAGAAACUUCCGAAGAGGAGUGGCCCUGCGACGGCGGCGGAGAAGUCGGUGAAGGCGUCUUCGUCAUUGCCAGUUAACAUUCCGGACUGGUCGAAGAUUCUGCAGAAGGAUCAGAACAAGCACGGCCGGAGAGAAGUAGCGGAGGAGGAUUUCGAUGACAGCGACGACGAUGAUGACGACAUUCGGCGGGCGCCGCCGCACGAGUAUUUGGCGCGACGGCGAGGUGAUUCGUUUUCGGUUCACGAAGGGAUCGGAAGAACGCUGAAGGGCAGAGAUUUGAGAAUGGUGAGAAAUGCAAUUUGGGAAAAAACUGGGUUCGAAGAUUAAUUUAAAUUAAAUUUUAGCUAGCCCCCCGAAAAUAAAAACUACCACAUAAUCAGUACCGGAAAUUAUACUUAGAAUAAUGAUUAGAGAAUUUUGAUGAAGUAAAUUAAUGUAAUUUUCCAUAAAUUUUCUCUCUUUUCUUUCUUCUUUUUUGUUAUGUUCAAAAUGUUCUUGUGAUUAUCUAUAUCGGAAACAGUGAAUUUUUUGUGAUUAUA
Messenger RNA from Benincasa hispida (wax gourd), 897 nucleotides. RefSeq names its product protein S40-4-like. NCBI's taxonomy places the organism in Eukaryota, Viridiplantae, Streptophyta, Magnoliopsida, Cucurbitales, Cucurbitaceae. The record is from RefSeq and is a predicted model, not a curated record.